Messenger RNA from Salvelinus namaycush (lake trout), 1686 nucleotides. Its product is annotated as vegetative cell wall protein gp1-like. Lineage: Eukaryota; Metazoa; Chordata; Actinopteri; Salmoniformes; Salmonidae. The record is from RefSeq and is a predicted model, not a curated record. The transcript is spliced from 9 exons. The coding region runs from base 1 to 1686 and encodes 561 amino acids.
AUGACGCAGCAUGACAACCCCUGCUACCCAGUAUCCCCAGUAUCCCCUGAUACCCAGUAUCCCCAGCCCUGCUACCCAGUAUCCCCAGCCCUGAUACCCAGUAUCCCCAGCCCUGCUACCCAGUAUCCCCUGAUACCCAGUAUCCCCAGCCCUGAUACCCAGUAUCCCCAGCCCUGCUACCCAGUAUCCCCAGCCCUGCUACCCAGUAUCCCCAGCCCUGCUACCCAGUAUCCCCAGCCCUGCUACCCAGUAUCCCCAGCCCUGCUACCCAGUAUCCCCAGCCCUGCUACCCAUAUCCCCAGCCCUGCUACCCAGUAUCCCCUGAUACCCAGUAUCCCCAGCCCUGAUACCCAGUAUCCCCAGCCCUGCUACCCAGUAUCCCCAGCCCUGCUACCCAGUAUCCCCAGCCCUGCUACCCAGUAUCCCCAGCCCUGCUACCCAGUAUCCCCAGCCCUGCUACCCAGUAUCCCCAGCCCUGCUACCCAUAUCCCCAGCCCUGCUACCAGUAUCCCCAGCCCUGCUACCCAGUAUCCCCAGCCCUGCUACCCAGUAUCCCCAGCCCUGCUACCCAGUAUCCCCAGCCCUGAUACCCAGUAUCCCCAGCCCUGCUACCCAGUAUCCCCAGCCCUGCUACCCAGUAUCCCCAGUAUCCCCAGCCCUGCUACCCAGUAUCCCCAGCCCUGCUACCCAGUAUCCCCAGCCCUGAUACCCAGUAUCCCCAGCCCUGAUACCCAGUAUCCCCAGCCCUGCUACCCAGUAUCCCCUGAUACCCAUAUCCCCAGCCCUGAUACCCAGUAUCCCCAGUAUCCCCUGAUACCCAGUAUCCCCAGCCCUGAUACCCAGUAUCCCCUGAUACCCAGUAUCCCCAGCCCUGCUACCCAGUAUCCCCUGAUACCCAGUAUCCCCAGCCCUGAUACCCAGUAUCCCCAGCCCUGCUACCCAGUAUCCCCAGCCCUGAUACCCAUAUCCCCAGCCCUGAUACCCAGUAUCCCCAGCCCUGAUACCCAGUAUCCCCAGCCCUGCUACCCAGUAUCCCCUGAUACCCAGUAUCCCCUGAUACCCAGUAUCCCCAGCCCUGAUACCCAGUAUCCCCUGAUACCCAGUAUCCCCAGCCCUGAUACCCAGUAUCCCCUGAUACCCAGUAUCCCCAGCCCUGCUACCCAGUAUCCCCUGAUACCCAGUAUCCCCAGCCCUGAUACCCAUAUCCCCAGCCCUGAUACCCAGUAUCCCCAGCCCUGCUACCCAGUAUCCCCUGAUACCCAGUAUCCCCUGAUACCCAGUAUCCCCAGCCCUGAUACCCAGUAUCCCCUGAUACCCAGUAUCCCCAGCCCUGAUACCCAGUAUCCCCUGAUACCCAGUAUCCCCAGCCCUGCUACCCAGUAUCCCCAGCCCUGCUACCCAGUAGCCCCAGCCCUGCUACCCAUAUCCCCAGCCCUGCUACCCAGUAUCCCCAGCCCUGCUACCCAGUAUCCCCAGCCCUGCUACCCAUAUCCCCAGCCCUGCUACCCAGUAUCCCCUGAUACCCAGUAUCCCCAGCCCUGUUACCCAGUAUCCCCAGCCCUGCUACCCAGUAUCCCCAGCCCUGAUACCCAGUAUCCCCUGAUACCCAGUAUCCCCAGCCCUGCUACCCAGUAUCCCCUGAUACCCAGUAUCUCCAGCCCUGAUACCCAGUAUCCCCAGCCCUGA